Messenger RNA from Blastocystis hominis, 1920 nucleotides. RefSeq lists its product as hypothetical. The transcript is spliced from 5 exons. The coding region runs from base 1 to 1920 and encodes 639 amino acids. The record is from RefSeq and is a predicted model, not a curated record. Gene Ontology annotation, molecular function: catalytic activity. Gene Ontology annotation, biological process: trehalose biosynthetic process. Gene Ontology annotation, cellular component: cytosol. NCBI's taxonomy places the organism in Eukaryota, Bigyra, Opalinata, Blastocystidae.
AUGGAGGAAGAAGAGCCCGCGUCGAAGCAGGCGAUCCGCAUUAUUUUCUUCCUGCAUCUGCCGUUCCCUUCCUACGAAGUCUUCCGCCAGCUCCCGCUCCGCACGUCCAUUCUGCGCGGCGUUCUCGCCGCCGAUCUCAUCGGCACGCACACCUACAGCUCCGCGCGCCACCUCAUCAGCUCCUGCUGCCGCCACCUCGGCAUUACCCAGCGCGUCCAGCGCAACAGCAACAUCUGUCUCCAGUGGGGAUCGCGCAGCGUCUGCGUCUACAUCUCCCACGUCGGGCUCGACACGGCCUACCUCACCCCGCUUCUGAACUCCUCCGACGUCCUGGAGUCCACCGCGGGGAUCCGCGCGCUCUACGGGGACCGUCGGAUCAUCGCGGCGGUCGACGAGCUGGACCCGAUCAACGGCAUUCUCCUCAAGCUCCAGGGCUUCCGCGAGUUCCUCCGAGACAACCCGGACCUGCGUCGCCGCGUGGUGCUGGUGCAGGUCUGCUUCCGCCCGCGCAGCAUCCAGGCGGGCGGCGCGCGGCAGAAGAGCUACGAGUCGCAGCUGCGCGAGGAAGCGGCGGCGUGCAACGCGGAGUUCCCCGACUCUGUAGCGCUGCAGCUGCUCACAGGGUCGUUCUAUCCGGUGCAGAAGCGUCUGGCGCUCUGGAAGGCGGCCGAUCUGUACCUCAACACGGCCUUCGCGCAGGGAUUGAACCCGCAUCCGCAGGAGUAUUUGCUGGCGCGCGCGCAGGAGGGCGGCGUGCUGGUCGUCUCCGAGUUCGCCAGUGCGCACGAGUUUCUGAACGGCGCGCUGCCGGUGAACCCGUGGGACGUAGAGAGCAUCGCGCAGCAGCUCGAGACCGCGGUGGAAAUGGGGAAGGACGAGGUGAAACUCCGGCAGAACCGCGAUUUGGAGAGCAUUCAGAAGCGCGAGCAGAAGGUCUGGCUGCGUCUCGUGCUGCAGAAUCUCGACGACACUCUCAGCGAGGAGUCCAUGCAGACCUCCCGCGACCCCGGCGACGGACUGCUCAGCGCGGACGACGCCAAUUCGCUCCUCCUCCCGCUCAGCAUCGCGGAUGUGGCGGCGGCGUACCGCGCGGCGCGGCGGCGGUUCUUCAUUCUGGACUAUGGAGGGACGCUGCAGGCGAAGGAAGGCUUUAACCGCGAUCUGAAGGACGACUUCCGCGGCGUGCUGCAGCGGCCGCCGAGCCGCGCGAUGAGCGACGUGCUGCAGCGACUGUGCUACGACCGGGCGAACGAGGUGUGGGUGAUCAGCAGCAUCGGGAGCAUGGGGAUGGAGAAGACGCUCGGCGCGUUCCGGAACCUCGGGUUAAUCGCGGUGAACGGGCUGAAGGUGCGACGACCGCGGGAAAGCGAGUGGGAGCCGUCGCCGGAGUAUCGGAAGAAAGUGCUGCCGUUCAGCAAGGAAAUUUUGGCGCUGUGCCGCGACUAUCAGUUCCAGACGAACGGGAGCACGAUCUACCACGACGAUUAUGUGAUUCGGUUCCAUUACCAGUACUGUGAUCCCGAUCUGGGGAAGCUGAUGGCCGAGAAGCUGGUGCAGGAGCUGCAGACGCUGCUGGCGGGCGUGUCGGUGAAGAUCGUGCAUGAUGUCGGCGUGGUGGAGGUGCGAUCGUUCCUGGGGACGCGCGGCGUGAUCGUGAAGACGCUGCUGGAGGAGUUCAAAGCGCGGAACGGAGCGCCGGACUUCGUGCUGUGUAUGGGGGACAGCGCGGUGGACGAGCCGAUGUUCGCCGAUGUGCAGAAUUUCUUCCAUGCGACGGACGCGGAGACGGAGCCGAAGGUGGUGACUUGCACGGUGGGCGCGAAGCCGUCGAAGGCGCAGUACUACACGCGGAGCGUGCAGGAGAAUUAUCGGCUGCUGGCGGCGUUGACGGAGACGGUGGUGAAUCGAAAAGAGAUUUGA